Molecule: messenger RNA, 2507 nt
Organism: Spinacia oleracea (spinach)
Lineage: Eukaryota; Viridiplantae; Streptophyta; Magnoliopsida; Caryophyllales; Amaranthaceae
Product: sugar transport protein 5
Exons: 6
Coding region: 573-2309 (578 amino acids)
Biological process (GO): monosaccharide transmembrane transport
Cellular component (GO): membrane
Molecular function (GO): monosaccharide transmembrane transporter activity; RNA binding
Source: RefSeq, a predicted model, not a curated record
CAGAAUGCUUCUAAUGAGAGACCAAUCUGCCGGAGAACCUUUUGCAUGUCCAUGUUAUUGUUCAGUGCUUGACUUGAAUUGAAGUGUUUGUUGAAAGUUAGAACUUUCUUAGUUGAAUUCCAUGCUGCAGUCAACUUUCCUUGCACGUGAGCUGCUGUAGCUGCGCACGUGAGCUCGUUGCUGUAGCUGGUCGCCUGAUUUAUUGCUAGUUUUAGUUUUGGUGUUGAUGAAUCAAUCCCGGUAGCUGAAUGCAGCUGGUACCUUAGACUAUCUCUGUCUACACUAGAGCAUGUGAACUAGUGAAUGUAGCUGUGUACCUGAGCUCGUUGCUCUAGCCUGCAGUUGAGGGAUAGGAAUACAUACGUUGGUUAGAUCAAUAUUCCUGCCUAUGCUGCUGUUGGCUCUGCUUUAUUGCUUAUUAUCUUCUGCUGAAUGCUGAUUAUAAGCACAAAAGAUGCGUGAGGACUAGGAGUAUGGUACCACUUACAAUAACUAUUCUACUCUCACCCUAUAUUUAUGUUCUCUAUCUCUUUCUCUCUGCAUAAACACAGAGAGGGAGCUCAAGUAAGAAAAUGGCAGGAGGAAUGCCCUUAGUCGACGAAGGCGGCAACUCGAGUGGGAAAAUAACGGCCACGGUGGUGCUAACUUGUGUAGUUGCUGCCUCUGGUGGACUCAUUUUUGGCUAUGAUAUUGGAAUUUCAGGGGGAGUAACAACAAUGGUACCAUUCUUAAGAAAGUUUUUCCCAUCAAUACUUGAAAAGUCAAGGGAUGCAAAAACAAACAUGUAUUGUAUGUAUGAUAGUCAAGCUUUGACAUCCUUCACAUCUUCCCUCUACAUUGCUGGAUUAGCCGCUUCCCUAGUGGCUAGCCGUAUCACCGCCAAGUUCGGACGUAAGUUCACCAUGGUGCUUGGUGGCUGCACCUUCCUUCUUGGUGGUGCUGUCAAUGGUGCUGCUCAAAACGUUGCUAUGCUCAUCAUUGGCCGCAUUUUGUUAGGCUUUGGUGUUGGUUUUACAAAUCAGGCAACACCAGUAUAUCUAUCAGAAGUAGCCCCCCCAAAGUGGCGAGGUGCAUUCAACACUGGAUUCCAGUUCUUCAUAGCCAUCGGAGUAGUAAUAGCCAACUCCAUAAACUACGCCACAAAAAACCAAACCUGGGGUUGGCGCCUAUCCUUAGGCCUCGCAAUAAUCCCAGCAACAAUAAUAAUCCUGGGAAUUCUUCUCAUCCCCGACACUCCCAACAGUCUAGUUGAACGAGGAAAGAUGGAGGAAGCCAAGAAGACCUUAGAGAACGCACGUGGGGUUAAUAUCGAUGUCAAAGCCGAGUUUGCAGAGCUUAUCAGGGCUACUGAGUUGGCAAAUGUAGCUAGAGAGGAGCCCUUUGAUGCCAAGAAGACCUUAGAGAACGCAUGUGGGGAUAAUACCGAUGUCAAACCCGAGUUUGCAGAGCUUAUUCAGGAUGCUGAGCUGGAAAAUGUAGCUAGAGAGGAGCCCGUUGAUGCCAAGAAGACCUUAGAUAACGCAUGUGGGGAUAAUACCGAUGUCAAAGCCGAGUUUGCAGAGCUUAUAAGGGAUGCUGAGUUGGCAAAUGUGGUUAGUAAGGAGCCCUUUGUGACUAUAUUUGAGAGGUGUUAUAGGCCUCAUUUAGUGUUGGCGAUUCUUAUUCCGUUGUUUCAGCAGAUUACUGGGAUCAAUGUGAUCGCUUUUUAUGCACCUGUUUUGUUUGAGUCUGUUGGGUUUGGUAGUGACUCUGCUUUGAUUGCUGCUAUUAUUCUGGGUGUGGUUAAUCUGGGUUCGAUACUUGUGUCGACGUUUUUGGUUGAUCGAUUUGGUCGGAGGUUCUUGUUCUUGGAAGGUGGUGUUCAGAUGUUUAUUUUCCAGAUCGCAGUAGCAGGUGUUCUAGCAGCAACAACAACAGGUGUAUCAGGAACCGAUCACUUAUCCAAGGGAAAAGCAAUCCUAGUAUUAAUUCUAAUGUGCAUAUAUGCAGCUGGUUUUGGGUGGUCAUGGGGUCCCUUAAGUUGGCUUAUUCCAAGUGAAAUCUUCCCAUUAAAGAUUAGACCAAUAGGCCAAAGCAUAAGUGUUGCUGUGAAUUUCGCAACUACUUUUCUACUUUCACAAACAUUUUUAUCUAUGCUUUGUCACUUCAAAUUCGGUGUUUUCUUCUUCUAUGCUGGUUGGAUUGCCAUAAUGACCGUUUUUGUUGCACUGUUUGUGCCAGAAACAAAGGGUAUACCGUUGGAUUCUAUGCAUGUUGUGUGGAACCAACAUUGGUAUUGGCACAAGUUUGUGAAGGAGGGGGAGACUUAACUUGAUCUUGAUUCAUUGUGGUUAAGUGUCAAUGAAUUACAAACUUGUUACAUAUGUUUUUUCUAAAAAAUUUGUAUGGAGUAAGUUGUAGUAUGUCUUACAUAUUUAAUUGUAAUUCUAACUUUAGACUGUCACGUAGAUAAUGAGUCUGUUUGACAAUUGGUUGUUGGCUGAUAUUUGUUUCACUUGCUUGUUUGA